This is a messenger RNA of Branchiostoma belcheri (Belcher's lancelet), 1318 nucleotides long. RefSeq lists its product as uncharacterized. The transcript has 6 exons. Gene Ontology annotation, molecular function: calcium ion binding. The coding region runs from base 101 to 1318 and encodes 405 amino acids. Lineage: Eukaryota; Metazoa; Chordata; Leptocardii; Amphioxiformes; Branchiostomatidae. The record is from RefSeq and is a predicted model, not a curated record.
GGAACCUCCCAAGAAUUGCGCAGACCUGUACCUACUUGGGGCUAGAGCUAGCGACACGUACCACGUCGGCUACCCUCAACCUUUCCAGGUGUACUGCGACAUGGGGACGGACGGUGGCGGAUGGACGGCCGUACAGCGGCGGCAGGACGGGUCGGUACCUUUCAACCGCACCUGGGACGAGUACGUACGGGGCUUCGGCCACGUGGGUGGAGAGUUCUGGCUGGGGCUCGACCACUUGCACAAGCUCAUCGCACCGCAAGACCACGAGCUCUACGUCUAUUUGGAAGAUUGGGAGGGAGAGAGCGCGUUCGCAAAAUACAGCGAAUUUUCUGUGGGGAACGCAGAGAGCAAGUACACGGCUACGAUCGACGGCUAUAGCGGCAACGCAACUGACAGUAUGACUGAUACUGGAGACAACGGGCGGCGCAACAUGAACAACCAAAAAUUCAGCACCAGGGACCAAGACAACGACCUUAACGAGAAAGACGCCCACUGUGCGGCAGAAUUAGGACAGGGAGGUUGGUGGUACCCAAACAGCUGUGGUCAUGCAUUCUUAAACGGACAGUAUCUGACCGAUUGCAACCCUAAUUGCCCGCGUGCCCAAGGCAUUGUCUGGAAGACUUGGAAGUCGUAUGGCUAUAACUACUCCCUGAAGAAGACAGCUAUGAUGAUCAGGCCUACAGACUUCACACAGUGUCCAAAGCUGGAAUAUGUCCGUUUCAACCACAACGGCGUCUGCUACAAGUAUUUUGAUCAGAAGAAGACGUACGAUGACGCCAAGAAGACGUGUGCCGAAGACGGGGGGAUGUUAGCCAUGCCGAAGGACAAUGCGACCAACACGUUUAUCUACGGGCUGGAAGACGACCGGGACCGUUGGAUCGGGCUGAGUGACGCCGACAGCGAAGGGAACUGGGUUUUCGAGGACGGACAGACCCUCGAGUCAACCGGCUUUUCUAGGUGGAAACGCGAUAAACCAAAUGGUGACGAAGAUGAAAACUGUGUCGUCUUAAAGUCAGGGGAUCCCAAGUGGGAUGAUCGGGAAUGCAACGAUGAUGAGCGAUUCAUCUGCCAGCUAUAUCAAGGGGCCUGCCAGAAUGGAGGUACAGUGAUACCAGACCGGUCGGUCCCUGGAUGGUAUACCUGUUCAUGCACGCGUGGAUGGACAGGAAUACUUUGUAAAGAAGAUGUGGACGAGUGCGCUAGGACGCCCUGUCAAAAUGGUGGGACGUGUGCGCAAGGGACGACGGGAUCAGGGGCGUACAACUGCGCAUGCGCUGAGGGAUGGGCGGGGCACAAUUGUGACAGGACCAGAGUGUAG